This is a messenger RNA of Erythranthe guttata (spotted monkey flower), 1577 nucleotides long. The record is from RefSeq and is a predicted model, not a curated record. NCBI's taxonomy places the organism in Eukaryota, Viridiplantae, Streptophyta, Magnoliopsida, Lamiales, Phrymaceae.
UCUCUUUUCCCCCUCAGUCUCAAUCUCUCUUCUCUCUCUCUCUCUCUCUCUCUCUCUCAAAACAUUUUCAGCAGCCGUUCUCUAUCAAAACAACAGAAGCCAUGGCAAACAGCUUCUUUGUUAGCCAUUUUUCUUGGAAUUCCUGUGAAGAUAAAGAAUUAAUGGAAAAUAAAUUUUUUGUUCUUGCCCUUGUUCGUAUGCUCCUGAGCCACGUGGCCACGCCGCCAAGCCCCGCCAAGCCGCCUCGCCGCCAAGCCCCGCCAAGCCGCCUCGCCCCAAGCCCAUUUUCAGCUGGGCAAGCCCAUUUUCAGGAGGCCGAGGCCAAGCCCAUUUUCACAUUUGCACGAGUGACGGUAUUUUAAAAAAUAAAUAUAAAUAGUACCCGUUUUAGACGCUUCCCUCUCUCCUCCUUUCAAAUUCCGCUCAUUUGAUCUCUCUCAUUCCCCCAAUUCCAAUUCCGUUCUCCUGCUCUGAUUCCUCACAAACCCUACCCUUAAAUCUGAGAAGAGUCAUGUCUAAAAACGAGUCCAAUCCAAACACCAUUGAAGAACCACCAGUGACACCAUUGAGUGAGGAGAUUCAAAAUUUAAUUAAUGAACCUCGAAGCAUUCCCUCAAUGGAGGAGUUGAUUGGAACGGCACUUCCUACUCCUCGUUCAUCCUCAACGUUGAUGACUCCAUUGCAAAAUCAGCAGACACUUCCAAGAUCUGACACUACAAAGGUGCCAAACCCUUCUGUUCAUGAAUCGUCAACAGCUGCGAUACGUAUAGACACGGGUCAGUUGAAUGUUGAUCCUAGUCAAGAUGAACAGAGAAAGCGGAAAGGUGCUUUUGGUCCUGUUCCUCGGGAAGUACAGCAAAAACGAACCAAGGAAAGAAGUGAGGGGUCCAUUCAGACUAAAUCUAUUGGUUCGGAUUUAUCAUCUCAUAUAGCACGAACUGGCAGAUAUACAGUGGAGGCUCCUAUUUUUUCUUCUUCAGUGCCUACUCUUACAUCAAUGGAGUAUUUUAUACCUCAAAAUCAGGAGACAAUCCCACCAUCUCUUACUACGGACGAAGUGAACCCUUCUGCGCAGAAGACUACAUCAGAGUCUAAUAAAACUGAAGCUCCCGGUACCUCUACGGACACAGGGAACCCUUCUGCGCAAAAGACUACUUCAGAGUCUACAGAAGCUCCCGGGUUAACGGACUCUCCUCCUGCUGAAACUCCGGUUCCGAUAUUGUCAACUUUUAUUAAAGUUCCUGUUGAAGCCCUUGGGAAUUUCGACAAAGGAAGAGCUGAUUGCUGGGUUGAGUUGCUUAAACAUGCCUCUAUUAUCCGCCAUCCCCAGCCCCAUUAACCAAAUUCUGUCGUUCGAAAACCUGUUUUCUUGUUUGUAACUGAGCAUUUGUUUGUAACUGAGCAUUGUUGAUUUUCUUAUGUUUGAUACAUUUGUAAAUUUUACCUAGACUAUUCUGCCUUUCGAAAACCUGUUUUCUUGCUCUAAACUGAGCACAGUUGAUUUUUUUAUGUUUGAUACAUUUGUGAAUUUUACCUAGACUAAUAAUACUUGCUUUUGGAUCUGUUAUUGCAGUAAG